This is a messenger RNA of Colletotrichum spaethianum, 816 nucleotides long. RefSeq names its product U4/U6/U5 tri-snRNP-associated protein snu66. The transcript is spliced from 2 exons. Bases 1 to 816 code for a protein of 271 amino acids. Gene Ontology annotation, biological process: RNA splicing. Gene Ontology annotation, cellular component: precatalytic spliceosome. The record is from RefSeq and is a predicted model, not a curated record. NCBI's taxonomy places the organism in Eukaryota, Fungi, Ascomycota, Sordariomycetes, Glomerellales, Glomerellaceae.
AUGGGUCGCGGACGCGAUAGCCGACAGGCAUGGGACGAACCCGACCGACGAAGUCAUCGCGGCGGCGGCGGCGGCCCUAGAGACCGCGACGGUAGACGGGACGAUCGCGAUAGUAGGGACGACCGCGAUAGGAGAUACAGAUCCAGAUCGCGCGACCGACGCGACAACAGAGACCACCGCCCCAGAUCCAGAGACCGUGAGAGGGAUCGUCCGCGCGACGAGCGCGAUGGAGGAAGACCGCCUCGCAGAGAGCGUGGUGGGUGGCAGGGCAGAGACGAUAGACGUCGCAGAGAUGAAGACUUGCCCGACGAGAGGCCGCCUAGGCGGGCUGACGAUGACGAGGGUCGCAACACCCCACGCGACAAAGCCCGCAGACGAUCUGCCUCUCCCGGCCGAAGCGGCAGCCCGCCCCCUGCCCGCCGCGACCCUGCUAGCUACACCGAGUCCCUACCCACACGCACAGCGCCCAGAGGAAAGAAGGAGCAGCACACCAUGUCCUUCAAGGUCGGACGUCACGAGUCGCCCCAGGUCGACAGCGGACGCAACAGUGAGCGCGGCGACACGCCGAUGACGAACGCAGGACGGGACGACCGCCGCGAGGCUGCCGACGACGACGAUGAGCCCGAGCCUGAGGUCGAGGACGACGACAUGGCGGCUAUGCAGGCGAUGUUGGGCUUCGGCGGUUUCGGCACGACCAAGAACCAGAAGAUUGCUGGGAACAACGUCGGCGCCGUGAGGAAGGAAAAGAAGACGGAGUAUCGGCAGUAUAUGAACCGGCAGGGCGGAUUCAACAGACCGCUCAGUCCUUCUAGGUGA